AUGUCUAACAACUUUACAAAUCUCUUUGAUACUUUUGAUACUUUUACAAGUCCUUCUAUUCCUGUUAAUCUGAUAGUUAGAAAAAUUGAAAAGUUAAGUUAUAAUAAAUUAGACCUUGAAUUCAAAGACAUCAAUAUAAUACAUGAUAUUAAAAGUAAUACCUUUUUUAAAUUAACCAGAGUAGAAAUUUGUGGUGAAAACAUAGGGAAAAACUUAUUUGGUGAUGAUUACAGGAUGAUUUAUCCAAAACUACUUUUGCGAAUCCUUAAUACACAGAAUAUUGACGAAUAUCCAAUUAUUGUUGGAUCUUGUUUACUACCUAUCUUAGAAAAAGAUUUAGAUAAAGCAAUCUAUUGGUAUAAGAAGGCUGCCAGAAAUAGGUGUGAAGAAGUUCAGGAAAAUCUGGAUCUCUUAUUGAUUCAAUCUUCCAAAUAA
Molecule: messenger RNA, 435 nt
Organism: Funneliformis caledonium
Lineage: Eukaryota; Fungi; Glomeromycota; Glomeromycetes; Glomerales; Glomeraceae
Source: the annotation of a GenBank genome assembly